Messenger RNA from Trichoderma gamsii, 945 nucleotides. RefSeq lists its product as hypothetical. The coding region runs from base 1 to 945 and encodes 314 amino acids. Lineage: Eukaryota; Fungi; Ascomycota; Sordariomycetes; Hypocreales; Hypocreaceae. The record is from RefSeq and is a predicted model, not a curated record. The transcript is spliced from 2 exons.
AUGGCGCUCAAUUCGCAAUUCAUUGCUUCCAUACUGUCUGCAAGAAAUGAGAAUAGCUUCUCGCUUGCGAAUGCAAACGUGGACUUUGCUCUUGUCAGAGUGGAAGUUCCUAAGCAAUUCGAAGGAUUGGGUAACGCGCUCUCGCAGCACCGUCGACAAAAUGCCGAGUCCGGACCACAGCAUAGAAUAGCUCGCAGGCUCGGGGCCUUGUUCGAGCAGAUCAUUCCGAACAUCGACAUUCUUACUGCUGCAUAUGGGGAGAGAGCCUCGGAAAUUGCGACUUCGCCUAUAUUCGAUCUGAAGAACGCUGAUCACGGUCCAUUUUCUGGGCAUGUGGGAGUGGACGGCACUUCUAUCUACGCAGCAGCAUCUUCUGGACCAAGUAUAAUCGCACUACAUCUGCUUGCUUGUAUGCUGGCUCGGAUGUUUUCCAAUGUUGAGGCCACGGCCAUCUGGAUGCAGCUCGUUGACGGUCGGCUGAAAAAUCUUGAAAAGGUUUCCGAGACUUCUCAAAUACAGGGUCUUGCAGCUUUAUAUGCGGUGGACCAAGGUCGUCAGAUCUUGCGAGACGAUCUGGCGAGCUGGGACGCCAGCGCACGAGCGUGGUUGCAGACCGCGAACGAAGUGAAGAAGCGCGAGGAUACACAACUGAAACUCAUUGUCAAGAAUAUUCCAUCGAUACACAGCUCCGGUACAACCUACUCGAACGUGGUGGAGAACUGGAUUUUGGCGAUGAAGACGACCCAGGAUCUGAUCCAGGGCGUACCACAGGAUGUAACAAAUGGUUCCGUAAUAUUGGGACUCAUGUCAUGGCACAUCUAUCCAGACUUGAACGUCUUCUCUCCGAACCGAGAUGUUAAGUUUAAUGACCGGCUUGUUAAGCCUGGGGGAGUCAUCACACUUGGGCUGGAGGCAAAAGAGAAGAAUUGCUCUGGAGUUAGCUGA